Messenger RNA from Pipra filicauda (Wire-tailed manakin), 2661 nucleotides. Its product is annotated as protein spire homolog 1-like. Gene Ontology annotation, molecular function: actin binding. Gene Ontology annotation, biological process: cleavage furrow formation; intracellular transport; establishment of meiotic spindle localization. The transcript has 16 exons. Gene Ontology annotation, cellular component: cell cortex; cytoplasmic vesicle membrane. NCBI's taxonomy places the organism in Eukaryota, Metazoa, Chordata, Aves, Passeriformes, Pipridae. The coding region runs from base 554 to 2428 and encodes 624 amino acids. The record is from RefSeq and is a predicted model, not a curated record.
GCUCCUGGGAUUUGCCAUGGCAGGGACAAAGGGCCAAGGCCAGGCAGAAGUGGGGCCUGUGGUGAAUGCAGGUGUCCCAUGGAAUUGAUUGCUGUCAUUUAUUAGUGUUGUUAAAAUAGUUUCCUACCAAAUGGAUUGAAUUUUUGUGGUCUUCAAUGAGUUCUCCUCCCCCAAGUAUAAGACAUUGUUUCCUGCCUCUUUCCCUUUCUGCCUGUAGUUGAAAUUUCCUAACUGCUAACACUGGUAUUCCAAUUAAAAUAUUUGUUGGGAACAAUGGAGCUAAAUUGGGCACAACUUUUUGUAUAGUCUUAUCUUCUCUUGAUUCCAUUUUGUUGUAUAUUUUCUAUUUUCUUUUAAGGAAUCUUGUACAAAUACAGAUUAAAGUGAUGUCCUUUUAAAAAGAUAGAGCAAAGAUUGGCAUUAAUGGUUGCACCUGUAGGGAAGAGAGAUAAGAGCAAACCAAGAGGCAGAACUGACAAAAGGCUGUUGUGAGCACUUGCCUGGCCUGAGGAGUGUUAAGCUUCCUAGACUAAGAGUGAAUGUGAAAGUAAAAAUGGAAUCUCUGAAGUGUGAGCAGAGGAUCACAAAGGUCUCUCUAGCUGAGCUUCUGAGGUGUUUUGAACAUCCUAUAAGUGAAGAGCAAGCCUGGGCUAUCUGCUUUCAGUGUUGCUGUAAAAUGGAGCAGUUGGCUCAAGAGCUGUGCCCAUCACUCCAUUCUGUAUUCAUAAAAGGUUGUGGGAGUGUCUUGAUCCAUGCUGAUGGUACUGCUUCCUUCAAGGUCUACCACAAGUCUGAUAUUGGCAGCAUUCAGCAUUCAGAGGACAAGCUGUUGGAAUACUUGGGAGUGGUGAUCUAUGAAGCCCUGGACUGGGGAAUUGACAGCCAACUGGAGCGACAACUGAGUGGUCCUUUGGAGAAAUUGCUGUGCCUCAUGUUGAAACUGGAUGAUGAGCCAAUGAAACCAGAAGUCACCCUGCAGGAUGUUAUCAAGGCCUGUGAGGAGCACUUGCCCAGGCCUUCUGAGGCUGCCAGACAUUAUGAAAUGACCUGUAGGAAUCUGUUUGCUGAAUAUAUGGAACUUCAAAAGCUUGUGACCAUCAUCCAAACCUCCAAAGAGCGACUGAGAAAAAUGGAUGUGGAAGAUUUGGUGGAAAAUCCCAUUCAAAAGAAGAAAAACUGUGAUGCAUCCCUGUGGCCCAGUGUCAUCAGAGAACUGCAGGCUGGCGUGAGGCUGCGCAAGGCCAGUGAGCGACCACAGCGCUGUGUGCCUCCAAAAGAACGGAUCCGCUCUCCCUUUGAAUUGCUUUUGGAUGAUAUUCAGCACAAGAGAUACACCCUACGGAAGGUGAUUGUUGAGCAAAAACACAAGGACCCCGAAGUUGAUGUAGCUGCUCCCAAGCCUCCUCUAAAGCUGGUGUUGGAGAGGCAGCUGAAAGAGUGUGUGCCAUGUGAGACCAGCUGGCAUGAACGGUCCAUGGUAGAAAUAAAACAACCACAGAAGCUUCAGUCAGCAGCAGCACAGGAAAAAGGGAGCAGGCCCAAAGAAAUGCUUUUGACACCAAAUACAGCCUUGAACUCUCCAAGUGACAGUUUUUUAACUCUCCAAGAUGCCAGUACUGAGUUUAAAGUUGUCAACACUAAAACACAGCAGCUGGGACCAGGAGUUCAGGAAACCACUCUCAAGCUGCCUGACAGCACCUGCCUUUCCUCCAGCAGGUCAUCGCUAGUAUCCUACAACAGCACAGGUCUCACUGCAAAUUCCCUGUGUCCCCCAUGUCCACCCACACUAGGAGACAUUAAACCCAAGAGUUUCCUGAAUACUGGCCAACAGCAACUGCCUCCUUACAGAAGAAGGUCCAAAUCUUUAGAGACAGGCCUUCAAAGCAAGAAACUUGACUGUCUCUUUCCUACCAAGUGGCCAUCACCAACCAUUGCUGAGCUGAUUGGAACCAGAUAUUCAGAGAUGGUGCUGAAAGACUUCUUCCAAAGAGGUGGUGAUGGUGUCUUUCUAAGAGCAAAGAUCUGUUUCAGCUGCCAUAAGCAGAUGUUUCUUAAGUGGCCUUACAACUGUUACCUCUGCAGCAGUGUUGUCUGCUGUGACUGCUGCAUCAAGAUGUCGAUGCCCUUCCGAACGUGUGUACAUCUUCCACUUCACUUCCUAAAACUUUUGAGACUCUCCAGAGAGGACGACCCAGCUACUGAAGAGCAGAAGAGCUCAGAGUUGCUACAUGAAAUAGAGCAUGGGCAGUAUUUUGGUGUACCCGUUAUUUUGGAGCCACGUUGCCUAGCACGGCCUCUGUGCUGUUACACAGGGGCCAUGGCAGACUGGCUGACUGCAGACAUCUGUACUCGCUGUGAGCAGUACCUGAUGAAUGCGGCUUCCUGUCAGCAGCAAAGCAUCCCUCCCAGAAGAACUUCCUGGGCUUAAUCCAAACUGCAAUAACUAUACCAUACAUUUCUCCUGUCACUUGUUCUGUACCUGAAAUAAAUGAAACAGCUUUAUGCACCUAUUGACAUAAAGGCCUGAUUAGAAGACCUCCCUGCUAGUCAGUCUAAGCAGGGAGCACAGUUAGUAUUUCUGUAUUGUGAAGUAUUCUAAAGCUUUGUGGGUUUUGGAACUGUUUUGAUUCUUUUUAUAUUUCUUUGAGGAAAAUAAAUGUU